AAGAUUACUUAUCUGUGGUUUCAAUGCGAUGUUUCAAUUUUCAUGGAUACAUACUUUAUUUACCUUCAAUCAUUGCAAAUACAAAACUAAUUUUUAUAAAAAAAUCUUUAGUCCACCAUGUUCGGUUGGAAUAUAUUUUGAGAGAUGUGUAAAUUAUAUUAUAAAUAAAGUUAUUUGUGACGGUGGGAGGCUUCAUAGUCGGCUUAGAUUUACAAAUAGUUUUUCCAAAUGUAUUGUUUUGAUAGAUAAUGGAUCCAAGAAUGUGUAGGAAAAUCUGUAGUAGUGAAAGUCUUCCAGAUGUUGAAAAUGAAGAAUUUCAAGUAUCGAGUAUUAUUGCGCCACAAGAAAGUGAAGAUAAUUUCAUGUUGGAGGGCAGUCCUGAACGUCACUCCGUUACUUGGCUCGACGACGAUCAAAUAGAUGAUUUAGAUCUUAAUUUAGAUCAUACUAACCUAUUUUUUCAUAGAGUUGAUAGUGCAGAUGUAAUAUACAGAAGCAAGAAGAAAAAAUGCAAAAUGGUAGGGAAGUAUGUAAUGGGCGAUGUUUUAGGCGAAGGUUCUUAUGGAAAAGUUAAAGAGAUGUUGGACUCUGAAACACUGUGCAGAAGAGCUGUGAAAAUAUUAAAAAAGAGAAAAUUAAGAAGAAUACCGAAUGGUGAACAAAAUGUUCAAAGGGAAAUACAGUUGUUGCGAAUACUUAGACAUAAAAAUGUGAUAGAACUAGUCGAUGUAAUGUACAAUGAUGAGAAGCAAAAAAUGUAUUUAGUUAUGGAGUUUUGUGUGGGUGUACUUCAGGAUAUGUUAGAAUCAAGUCCAGGUAAAAAGUUUCCUCAGCGGCAGGCACAUGAUUACUUUACUCAGCUGCUGGACGGCUUAGAAUACUUGCAUGGCCAGGGUGUAGUUCAUAAAGAUAUUAAACCUGGAAAUUUGUUAUUGACAUUGGACCAGACAUUAAAAAUUACUGAUUUUGGAGUUGCUGAAGCUUUAGAUAUGUUUUCCCCGGAAGACACAUGCUACACUGGACAAGGCUCGCCAGCCUUUCAACCACCUGAGAUAGCCAAUGGUGCUGAACAGUUCUCUGGUGUCAAAGUUGACAUAUGGAGUAGUGGAGUCACAUUAUACAACAUGACAACUGGUAGAUAUCCAUUUGAAGGUGACAAUGUUUAUCGACUACUUGAGGCAAUAGGUCGGGGAGAACCAGCACCUCCACCGUCCACCGUUGGGACCUUGCUCGGAACUCUUUUAAUGCAUAUGUUGAAGCGAAAUCCCGAUGAACGACCAACUGUACAGGAAAUUAAAAGGCACGACUGGGUGCGCUCGCGGCCGGCGCUGGCGGCGGGCGAGGCGGCGGUGCGCGCGCGCGGCCGGCGCUCCGACGAGCUGCACAGCUCCACCGUCGUGCCCUACCUCGUGGAGCGGCACUACGCCUCCGCGCACCGCUACUUCACGGAGCACGACCUGCGACACGAGAUGGGGUCGGGCGGGUCGCGUACUAUGUCGACCGCGGAGCUGUCGGACGGCGAGUCCACGCAGUGCAAGCGACGCUGGCACUCUUCUUGUGGCCGCCUGCCUUCCUGCCGUCUCACGUGAACCACGGAUUGCCUAUCACUAAAUCAUUUCGACCCAUCAGAUGAGCCUGUUUACGCAAAUCUAUAGGCUAUAUUAAAGUACUAUAUUGUUGCUCA
Molecule: messenger RNA, 1684 nt
Organism: Melitaea cinxia (Glanville fritillary)
Lineage: Eukaryota; Metazoa; Arthropoda; Insecta; Lepidoptera; Nymphalidae
Gene: Lkb1
Product: serine/threonine-protein kinase stk11-like
Exons: 6
Coding region: 249-1589 (446 amino acids)
Biological process (GO): regulation of cell growth; glucose homeostasis; protein phosphorylation
Cellular component (GO): cytoplasm
Molecular function (GO): ATP binding; protein serine/threonine kinase activity; protein kinase activator activity
Source: RefSeq, a predicted model, not a curated record